AUGGCUGACGUGCGGAGGGUCUGUUUAUUUUAUUUGAUAGUUUUAGUUCACUCCGCCAUCAGCUAUGUGCCGAGAUCAGACUACCAAUGGGCGGAACCAGACUCCAAUGCUCCUUCGAACCCAUUAAGCAAAUUGGGAAGACAGCUCAGUCUGCAACGCGUGCAGGCACUGCGCAGAGUUAUGCAGGACUAUGGGGUCCAAGCCUUCAUCGUGCCUACAGCUGAUGCCCAUAAUUCACAAUACAUAGCGCCAACGGACGCUCGCCGGGAGUGGAUAUCUGGCCUCAGUGGUUCCUCUGGUACCGCCCUGGUCACCAGCACCGCUGCGCUGGUGUGGACUGAUGGGAGAUACUUCACACAGUUCUACCUGCAGGUGGACACGAGUGUGUGGGGCUUGAUGCGGCAAGGCACGGACUUGUCGAUCCAAGCAUGGUUAACACAAAAUAUGCCCAGUGGUUCAGUGGUGGGAGUCGAUCCCACUACCUACACGAGGACAGCCUGGACGCCUUUAUAUAACGCAUUACGAGCUGUGAACGUGACAUUGAUGUCGAUAGAUGAGAACCUGGUAGACCUAGCUAGGACCAGUAUACAUGACCCCCCGCCACCACGGCCCAACGAGCCUCUGCUAGCUCUUGGCGUUGAAUAUACUGGUAGGAUAUCCAGCAGUAAGAUUACAGAGCUGAGAGCUCAAAUGCGAUCGAGGGGAGCAUCUGCACUCAUCCUGACAGCGCUUGAUGACGUGGCCUUAAACAAUGUUAUAUUAUUUUGGGGAAACGGGGCGCUGGCGGCGAACGUGCGUGAGCAUUUAUCGGCAGAAAAUACACAAAUCGUUAUAAAACCUUAUGGUGAUGUGUUUGAUUAUAUCCGAAAUAUGACGCACGCUCUACCACCAGACAGCUCUAUUUGGUUGUCCACAGACGCCAGUCAUGCUGUGUAUUCCACAGUUGAAACGAACGACCUCAUUAACAUCAUCUCUUCAGUGUCUCCGGUCGCUUUAAUGAAAUGUGUCAAAAAUCAUGUGGAACUCGCAGGUUUCAGGUCAGCACACAUAAAAGACGGCAUAGCGGUGGUGAGAUUCCUCCGCUGGGUCCACGAGAGGGUGGACGCUGGCGACAUUGUGACAGAAAUUAAUGUGGUGGAUAAACUAAAUGAUUUAAGAGGAGAAGAAUUUGGUUAUAAAGGGCCGUCAUUUGCAACGAUUGCUGGUGCGGGAGAGAACGGCGCCAUUAUCCAUUAUAAACCGUCCCGUGAGGGGACACAAAGGGUCAUUAGGAAAGAAGACAUGCUGUUAGUCGAUUCUGGGGGACAGUACCUAGAUGGAACUACGGAUAUAACCAGGACUCGUCACAUGUCGACACCGAGCGAGAUGCAGAAGCUGACGUUCACGAGAGUCCUGAAGGGGCAGAUACUUCUCGGCACUGCUGUCUUCCCCAAGGGCUCCACAGGGAAUCUUUUAGAAACGCUGGCGCGUAAAGCGCUCUGGGACGUGGGGCUUAACUACGCGCAUGGCACGGGCCAUGGGGUGGGACACUUCUUGAAUGUACACGAGGGACCGUCCGGGAUCGGGGCCGCGCUGAUGGUGAACGACCCGGGCAUCGUGCCGGGCAUGAUUUUCAGUGACGAGCCUGGCUUUUACGAAGUGGGGGAAUACGGCAUCCGUCAUGAAGAUAUAGUGGAAGUCAUCGAAAUGAGCCCCGAGGUUGAUCAUAUAUUUGCAAAAGGUUUAGUCGGCAACUUCUCAGGGCAAGGAGCUGUUGGGUUUUACACCAUCUCACUGGCACCUCAUCAGGCGGCUUGUAUCGAUGUGGAACUCUUGAGUGACGAUGAGCUAAAAUACCUCAACUCAUACCACGCACGAGUACUGGCAACAUUAGGUCCUAUUCUAUUGAAUCGCAACCUAACUGAGGACUACGCUUGGCUCGAAAAAGAAUGCGCGCCAAUUCACAGAAGCGCCGCCAUGCUGGUUAAAUCCGCGCCACUUUUAAUUAUCGCAUUCAGUUUAAUAACUAGAUUGUAA
Zerene cesonia (dogface butterfly) is the source of this 2016-nucleotide messenger RNA. Its product is annotated as xaa-Pro aminopeptidase ApepP-like. The record is from RefSeq and is a predicted model, not a curated record. NCBI's taxonomy places the organism in Eukaryota, Metazoa, Arthropoda, Insecta, Lepidoptera, Pieridae. The transcript has 17 exons. The coding region runs from base 1 to 2016 and encodes 671 amino acids. Gene Ontology annotation, molecular function: metalloaminopeptidase activity.